Molecule: messenger RNA, 1587 nt
Organism: Aureobasidium melanogenum CBS 110374
Lineage: Eukaryota; Fungi; Ascomycota; Dothideomycetes; Dothideales; Saccotheciaceae
Product: tannase and feruloyl esterase
Exons: 2
Coding region: 1-1587 (528 amino acids)
Source: RefSeq, a predicted model, not a curated record
AUGCUGUCCCAAACUCUUGGACUUGCCGUCCUUGCUCUCCCUCUCCUGGCUGAAGCCUCGAAGGAUUGUUCAAAGGCAACCUUCCAGAAGGUCAUCCCCUCCAAUUCAACCUUCAACUAUGUCACCAAGGUCGCCGAAGGAGGUACAUUUACUGAUGCCGAAGCCAAUGCCAAUGCUACUGGUCUGCCCGAGGGAUGCGCUGUAAGCGUCAAGGUCCCGACCCCUGGCAACUCGUCCUACAACAUGGCCAUCUACAUGCCGAACAAAUGGAACUCUCGCAUCAUUACCACUGGAAAUGGUGGAUAUGGUGGAUUCACCAACUGGCAAGAUCUUGGCCAGUACUCUCAUUACGGCUUCUCCGCCAUCACCACUGAUACGGGUCACUUCAACCCAAAUGUACUGGAUUCGACCUUUGCCCUCAACAAGGGCUCUCUCGAGAACUGGGGAUGGCGCGCUAUGCACGGCUCGGUCCUCGUCGGCAAAGCAUUGUCUGCUGCCUACUAUGGCCAGACUCACAAAUUCUCCUACUAUUCUGGUUGCUCAACAGGUGGUCGCCAAGGACUGAAGGAGAUGCAGGUCUCGCCCGAUGCAUUCGACGGAGUCUUCGUCGGAGCUCCAGCCUGGUGGAUCCCCCACUUGAGCAUCUGGACCAGUCAAGCCACUCUUGCCAACCUUCCUCAGAAUUCUGAUCACCACAUCUCCGCUGCAUUGGCCAAUGUUAUCAACGAUGAGAUCCUCAAGCAGUGUGAUCCUCAAGAUGGUGUAACCGACAAUGUCAUCAUGAAUCCUGCAGGCUGUGUCUUCAACCCUCUGACCCUUCUGUGCGAGGGAGCCGCUAACGCUUCUGCUUGCAUCACCCGUCCUCAGCUCGACACUCUGUACAAGGCCCUUCACGACUGGACCUACUUUGACGGUACCUUGAUCUUCCCUGUACCCAGUCUUGGAACACCCCUCGUAGCAUACAUUGGCGACUCUCCCAUCCCGAACCCUAUGGGAACUGGAGCGAUCGAACACAUGCUGCUGAACACCACCGAGCCCUACGAUUGGAGCACCUUCAACGAGAGCGUAGUUCGUCUCUCUGAAGCCAUCGACCCAGGUCACGGUACUCCGGACAACUACGACUUGUCGACCUUCCAGAAGAGAGGCGGCAAGGUCAUCCACUGGCACGGUGAAGCUGAUCCCAUCAUCCCUUUCAGGUCGAGCUCGUACUUCUACAGCCAAGUCGCCUCUUCUGUCGCACCUCACGACAUCGAGAUGGACAGCUUCUACAAGUUCUUCCCCAUCGCUGGAAUGAGUCACUGUUCUGGCAGUCAAUACUCUCCUUGGUACAUCGCUGGCGCUACUCAACCUUUGACUAACGUCAGCCAUGGUGUUCCUGGCUUCGAUGAUGCUCAGCACAAUGGUUUGCUUGCUUUGAUGCGCUGGGUCGAGAACGGCACUGCCCCGGAGCAAUUGGUUGCGACCAAGUACAACAAUGAUGACCCUACCAAGGGCGUUUACCGUCAAAGACCUCUUUGCCCUUUCCCCAAGCAGCCUAUCUAUACUCACGGAAAUGUGGACUCUGCAAGCAGUUGGAAGUGCUCAUGA